CGCAUGGACGGGCGUAGUUCCCAAGUUAGCGGAUGAUUUGCCUUGUCUCGCGUUCGUGAUGGUCUAGUUGCGGGUUUACGAAGUUCUGGCGCUUUCUACUGGCCGGUACAUUCACACGGACGAUUGAACAGCCUUUACUGGACGAACGGCCUACUCGCGGCGCUAAAUUCGCAUGGACUGAUUUGCGCUAAACCGCUCGAUUGAUUCGCUCCCUCGCGUCUCUCAGGCUGCUCCCUCGCGUCUCUCCAUGGCGUCCGCCGCGCGUCGCUACGUCUGCCUCCUCCUUCUCCCGUUCCUCCUUUCCUGCGCAUCCCCUUCCGCCCCCCACCCCUCCUCCCUCCCCCAUUCGUCCUCGUCGUCGCCUAUUCCCCCAUGGCGCACCUCUCGUCGGCGUGCGACGCUCAGCGACACCGUGCGACGCUCUGGCGCGAGAGAGUACCCGAACCUCAUGCAGAUUGCGACGGCGUCGUAUCCCAACAGCGCCGUCGCCCCCUACGACUGGGCGUACUUCCCUGCGGAGGUGCCGGAGCACGCGCUCGUGGUGAGGUUCGAGUUUUACAAGCAAUGGACCGCCGCCCGGGGGGCGCGCGCUGCCGACGCGCCCGCUGUGCCGCUGGUGUGCUUUGCGCUGGGCUCGCUGCCGCUGCCGUCAGAGCAGGAACCGCGAUACGGCUCACUGGAGGCAGCAGCCCGGGCGGCGGGGGGAGCCCUCUCUCCCUUUGGGGGGGCGAUGGGUGCAGUGGCAGGGGGACAAGGGGGGUGGGGGAGGCGAGGAGAGGGGCUGUAGCGGGGGAGACACACUGCGCGUUGUUCCGCUCCACCAGCACGUUCAACCUCAUUGCUGACGACAACGU
Molecule: messenger RNA, 854 nt
Organism: Closterium sp. NIES-67
Lineage: Eukaryota; Viridiplantae; Streptophyta; Zygnematophyceae; Desmidiales; Closteriaceae
Source: the annotation of a GenBank genome assembly